Messenger RNA from Paramecium pentaurelia, 264 nucleotides. NCBI's taxonomy places the organism in Eukaryota, Ciliophora, Oligohymenophorea, Peniculida, Parameciidae. The record is from the annotation of a GenBank genome assembly.
AUGUAGUUAAUUGGAUAUUUAGUAAAAAGAUUAUUGUUAGAAUAAACUUAGAUAAAUGUAAAUACUUUAAAAAUAUUAUAUCUAUAUGUAGCGGUUUGCGGCUUAUAUGAUUAUAGAAAUGAUGGGUAUAUAAAUGGGAGAUUGAUUGAGUUUAGCGAUCGAUUUAAAAUGGAUUCUUAAAUCACUCUUGAUGGUUAAUAUAAAAAUGGUUAGAAAGUUUGUAGAUAGAAUUUUUAUUGGAAAAAUAGGAAAAUAUUUAAAUGA